This is a messenger RNA of Paralichthys olivaceus (Japanese flounder), 469 nucleotides long. NCBI's taxonomy places the organism in Eukaryota, Metazoa, Chordata, Actinopteri, Pleuronectiformes, Paralichthyidae. The record is from RefSeq and is a predicted model, not a curated record.
GAUUCCUGUCGUGGUUCAGGAAUGGUCUGCUGGCCACUGGGAUCGGAGUCAUCGCAUUCGUCCAGAGUGAAGUGGGGCGAGAAGCCGGAUACGCCUUCUUCAUCCUGGGAGGGGUGUGCGUGUCGUUUGGCGGCACCUCUUACCUCGGCAGCCUCUUUGCCCUGCGGAGGAUGAUGCUGCUGUCUGUGCCAGCGCUGCUGCUCCAGGGGGCUGCGGUGGGAAGCGUCGCCCUCUUUUGGCUCUGUGCGGUAUCUCUCUAUAUCGGCCGCCUGGAGGUGGAGAUCAUCCACGACGACGAGGGGGAGGUAGAGGAGGAGGACGAGUGCCGUGAGUGUCGUGAGAGACGGGAACUCCGGGGUUACAGAGGCUCCCACAGCAAUGAGGACAGUGACAGCAGGGGGCCGACUAAGUAGACGUCUUCCGGGGAUUGUGUGUGUGUGUGUGUGUGUGUGUGUGUGUGUGUGUGUGU